This is a messenger RNA of Daldinia caldariorum, 1360 nucleotides long. RefSeq names its product putative short-chain dehydrogenase. The record is from RefSeq and is a predicted model, not a curated record. The transcript has 4 exons. Gene Ontology annotation, cellular component: mitochondrial outer membrane; lipid droplet; endoplasmic reticulum membrane. Gene Ontology annotation, molecular function: 3-beta-hydroxysteroid 3-dehydrogenase (NADP+) activity. The coding region runs from base 253 to 1281 and encodes 342 amino acids. NCBI's taxonomy places the organism in Eukaryota, Fungi, Ascomycota, Sordariomycetes, Xylariales, Hypoxylaceae.
GGGAAAAUAAUUAUUAUUAGUGCUUAUUUCCGAUCAUGUUACACAAAGUGCUUAUAUAAGGUACCUACCGGCCAACCGACUUAUCACACGGACUGCACGGAUAUAAAGGCCUUAGUAGUGGAGUAGAUGCAAGGGAGUAGAUACAAAUUGUUCUCCCUCCUCUGGUCUACUUGAUUUCUCAUUGCACCUCGACCUUGGUUCUCCUCCCGUUAUUCUUUAGCUACCAAUAUAGCAGAACGGUUGCAGAGAAAUAUGGCCGCUGUAAAAGGAACCAUCCUCGUCACGGGGGCUAACGGCGGGCUCGGCAGCGCGAUAGCACAGCAGGUCGCCUCCAGGCCCGAAUUCUCCGCUUAUCGCGGGCUUUACACCGUCCGAGACGCGACGCGCAGCGACGCUCUCGCCUCGUUUGGAGCGACAUAUCCAGAUGACAUCUUAACUCUCGAUUUAACCAAGCUCGACAACGUCCGGCAGGUAGCAGAUGAGGUAAACACUCGUGUUUCCGCCGGCGACCUACCGCCUAUUCGAGCGCUUAUCCUUAAUGCUGGGUUCCAGGACUUUGGCAAUCAGUCAUGGACGGACGACGGUUUCGAUAACACUUUUGCGGCCAAUUAUCUCGGCCACUGGCUGCUGACGCUUCUUCUGCUUAAGAGUAUAGAUAAGGAGGAAGGGCGGAUCAUCGUGAUCGGUAGCCAGGGCCAUGAUCCCUCGGACCCGCGAAACGCGCGCAUCGGAGUUUUCGACGACCCGAAAUAUCAGACCUUCGUCUCCGACGCGGCCGGUUUCGAGGCGAUCGCCAAAGGAACGUGGAGCCCCGCGAGCGAGGACGCAUCUUGGAGGGGCGGGUUCCGGCGGUAUAGCGCGUCGAAGCUCUUCCUCGUUAUGAUGCAGCAUGAGCUACAGACACGGCUGGAUGCCGACCCCGCGUUGAACAACGUCCGCGUCCUUGGCGUCGACCCCGGCACCAUGAUUAGCGGCCUGCAGAGGCUGGCGCCCUGGGUGAUCCGCGUCCUCCUGUUCAAGAUCAUCUACCCGUUCAUAUUGUACGUGAACCCGAACGGGCCGUUGAGGUCGACGAGCCGUUCCGCGGGGGACGUCUUGGAGGCGGCAUUUGCGGUGGGCGAGGGAGGGAACCCGCCAAAGGAUAAGUACUUUGACGGGAGGACGCCGCUAGAGACGGGCGAGGAGUCGAGAGAUGCGGCAAAGAGAGAUAUGGUGUGGAAGGAGACGGUAAGGAUGACGGGUUUGAGGGAGACGGAGACGAUCCUUGCCAACUGGAAAUAGGCACCCAACGUAGCUUGAACGCCACCGAGUCUCGAUAUGCCAACUGACAAAUAAGGCAUCUAGGUUGAUGAGGAGUCUA